ACACACACACACACACUCAUCUUCAUCAUGAGGAGCUUCAUUCUCAUCUUCAUCAGCGCAUUGAGCUGCAGCAUCAGCGCACAGCCACGGCCCUGCGAGUCUCCUACUCUGUAUGUGGGCAGCGUGUCUAUGACGGCGGCGGAUGGAAUCAUCACGUCUGCAGCCUCGUACUCUUAUGAUGCUCACGCUCAGCAGAUCCGCUUCAGGAACUACAUGACCGUCUUCAACGAGUCCAUCACCAUGGACCUGCUCCUGCUCUUCAAACAGGGUGUGAUGUAUGAGAUCGAUUACUCGCGUCUGUCCUGUCAGAAGAAGGUUCUGGAGUCCUCCUUCCACCCCACACGGGUCCCGGCCGACGCCGUCUUCAUGGGUCAGGUGAUUCUGGGAACCAUGUCUGUUCCUGGUCUGGGUCUGCUGACCAACUCUUGGGUCGGAGAGAUUCCUGAGAUCCAGGCACAGUACAUGCUGACCUUCACUGAGUUCACGUGUCUGCCGGUCAGCGCCAUGGUCUUCACUCCUCAGACCGGAUGGAUCACCUUCAGCUUCUACAAUCAUCUGCUGGGUGUCCAGAAUCCUCAAGACUUCGUCCCUCCGUUCUUCUGUCCCAAAGCGGCUCCGGAGGAACAUCUGCCCAAAACCAACUUCCUGAAGGCCCUCCGUCCGUCUCAUUAAUCCUGAUGACAUCCUCACGAGAUGCUGAUGAUCAUCUUGAGACGCAGAUCUCAGUCAGAAAUCUGACCGGCUGGAUCAAACCUUAAACAAUAAAUUAAAAAGUCUCCAU
Carassius auratus (goldfish) is the source of this 781-nucleotide messenger RNA. RefSeq names its product ependymin. Gene Ontology annotation, biological process: cell-matrix adhesion. The record is from RefSeq and is a predicted model, not a curated record. NCBI's taxonomy places the organism in Eukaryota, Metazoa, Chordata, Actinopteri, Cypriniformes, Cyprinidae. Gene Ontology annotation, cellular component: extracellular region; lysosome. The transcript has 6 exons. Gene Ontology annotation, molecular function: calcium ion binding. The coding region runs from base 28 to 672 and encodes 214 amino acids.